Molecule: messenger RNA, 706 nt
Organism: Mustela lutreola (European mink)
Lineage: Eukaryota; Metazoa; Chordata; Mammalia; Carnivora; Mustelidae
Product: intraflagellar transport protein 172 homolog
Exons: 4
Coding region: 239-706 (155 amino acids)
Biological process (GO): intraciliary transport
Cellular component (GO): ciliary basal body; intraciliary transport particle B; axoneme
Source: RefSeq, a predicted model, not a curated record
CCUAAAAAUAGGACAUUAACGGCAGGAAAGAGAAAUUCACACUUUAUGGGAAGCCAAAAGAGGCAAAGAAUUCUGUAGGCGGGGCUGAUUUCUCCGUUUCCUCCCAUCACUAUCCUGGCGUCCUGUGAGUGCCACCUCUUUCCAUCUGGUACUUCCCCAAACUGCCAGCCCUUUUACUGCCAACUCUUUCCUAGAUUCUAGAACUUGGGUUUCAAGGGUGUCUCCAGAUAUCCUUCUGAUGCCUGUUACCUUUUAUGUUGUCGCUUUCCCUUCUAGGGCACACUCUGGUGGAGUGGAACAGUUUGACUGCUGCCUCCGGAGAAGCAUUUACAAGAAUAAGUUUGAGUUGACAUGUGUGGGACCUAGCCAGGUGAUUGUGAAGAACCUGUCAUCGGGGACCUGGGUGGUACUCAAGUCACACUAUGGCUACGAGGUGGAAGAGGUGAAAAUCCUCAGAAAGGAACGUUACCUGGUGGCCCACACAUCAGACACGCUCCUGCUGGGGGACCUGAACACUAAUCGCCAUAGUGAGGUGUGCAUGAUCUUCAAUGCUGGAGAGCUAACCCCGGUGGAAUAUGGGCGUCAUGAUACCUUGGGUUCUGUGCGUACUGAAUUCAUGAACCCCCACCUCAUCAGUGUCCGUAUUAAUGAGCGGCGUCAACGAGGGAUGGAAGACAAUAAGAAAUUGGCUUAUCUUGUCGGUUAA